Perca fluviatilis (European perch) is the source of this 3359-nucleotide messenger RNA. RefSeq names its product protein phosphatase 1, regulatory subunit 8b (gene ppp1r8b). The transcript has 7 exons. Gene Ontology annotation, cellular component: nuclear speck. Bases 45 to 1094 code for a protein of 349 amino acids. NCBI's taxonomy places the organism in Eukaryota, Metazoa, Chordata, Actinopteri, Perciformes, Percidae. Gene Ontology annotation, molecular function: protein binding; mRNA binding; protein serine/threonine phosphatase inhibitor activity. The record is from RefSeq and is a predicted model, not a curated record.
ACGUUUACCCAACAUGCAGCUUGGCUAUGAGAAGAUAAGGCAAGAUGGCGACUAAAAUAAUCAAAGAAAGUGCUCCUCCUUUUGAUUGUCCAACAUGGGCAGGCAAGCCGCCCCAAGGACUACAUCUAGACGUGAUGAAGGGAGACAAACUGAUGGAGAAACUGAUCAUUGAUGAAAAGAAGUACUACUUGUUUGGGAGGAACCCAGACUGGUGUGACUUCACCAUCGACCAUCAGUCAUGCUCCCGUGUCCACGCUGCCCUGGUCUACCACAAACACCUGAAAAGGGUCUUUCUCAUAGACCUCAACAGCACACACGGUACUUUCCUUGGACACAUUCGUCUGGAGGCACACAAACCUCAGCAAGUUCCCAUAGACUCUACAAUAUCUUUUGGGGCCUCAACAAGGACCUACACCAUCAGAGAGAAGCCUCAAACCCAAGGCCCCGCUGGCACAGGAGACAGUAAGACAGGAGAGGACGAGGAGCUGAAAGGACUGCUUGGGCUUCCAGAGGAAGAGACGGAGCUAGAGAAUCUGACAGAGUUUAACACAGCUCACAACAAGCGCAUCUCCCUACUGACCAUCGAGGAGGGUAAUCUGGAAAUCCAGAGGCCUAAGAGGAAACGCAGGAAUUCCAGGGUUACCUUCAAUGAGGAGGACUCCAUCAUUAACCCAGAGGAUAUAGACCCCUCGGUGGGACGGUUUAGAAACAUGGUGCAGACCGCUGUCAUCCCCAUCAAGAAACGAAGAUCAGAGGGUCACAACACUCUGGGUCUUGAUGAACUGACUUCAAAGCGCAUCCACGGCUACAGCUUGGGCGGUGGUCUCUAUGGGGACUUGCCUCCCACCAGUCAUGAGAACCAGCCUACAGGAGCUCCAGGAGGUGCUUCUAUGCAGGGAGGGCUUCCUCUGCCCUUCCCUAAUCCAGCACCAGAGGUGGACCUGGCCCCAGAGGCUCCCCAGCCCCCUGUCACACUCAACCCCACCCCUGUCACAGCCCCCUACCUACCAGAGACCCACAAUGAACCACGCAAAAAGAAGUAUGCCAAAGAAGCAUGGCCGGGCAAGAAACCCACCCCUUCACUACUCAUCUAACCAGUUUCUUAAAUCUGCUGACUCUCAGGUUUCCAGCAGAUACAUCAGGGACUGUGACAUGGCAGAGGUGGCGUCAUUAACUUCUCAAUCUUCCUUUUUGUUUGUUUGUUGUGCUACUCAUCAUCAUCACAAAAAGAACCAUACCAUUUCCUUGUGGUCUGUCACAAAAUAUCAUCUUCAUUACCAAGUCAGCAGUUGAUAAGUUGGCCAGAACAUGGCAGAAGAUGAUUACGGUAACGUAAAUUUACAAGACUUGGCAGUCAGCAUUUGAGCCUCAGAGUGGCAGUUAGAUGUUUGUCUGUGAGUGACAGGCUACAUGGAUACGAUGGUUCAUGAGUUAUGUUUUGGAUGUAAAGUUGGAUUUUUUUUUUUUCUACUAAACACGUUUCAACAUUUCUUUUUUUUUUUUUUCACUCCAGUGUUUUGAUAAUGCUGUUAAACAAAUGGCAAAAAGUACUUUUAUAUAAAAUAUUUUACUGUGAGAAGUCAGAUAAUCCAGACAGUAAAUUUCUAUCAAAACAGAGAGCAGCUUUUUAUUUUGAAAACCUAUUGAUAUAAUGUGAAACUUUUCCGUUACAUGUAUUAGACCAAUAUGACGUCAACUAAAAUGUUUUUUUUUUGUCCAACAAGCCACUAGAUGGCGACUUGUGCAAAAUGGUCAAAGUUUUUAGUGAGGUUUGGCUGCAGACUUGCAGGUCAUUGCUUAUGGCCUGUUGCGCUAACCUUAACCUUGUCCAAAAUCUAUAUGUGGCAUCCCAUUAAGUGGUGUUGCAAGCUUCUUGUUAUGAAUUUGGAUUAUUCUGCAGAUAAAAGCCAUUUGCCCUGUCCAAACAGUAUGUUGAUCAUAUUUGUCCAUUGGCUUUUUCCAGUUUAUUGAGUUUUAAAUGGUUUGUUGCCCAUUUUUUCCAGCAUCAGUGUGCUAUAAAUACAAGGAUUUUACAGUUUUCUACGUUGGUCAUUGGACUGUUAUGUAGUAAAAGAAUAUAGCAGGAUUGGAACUGCAGCACAGUAAGAAAUACCAACUGCAUAAAUAAAAAAAAAAAAAGGUAGUAAAAACAGGUUUGGAUUUAGUAUGUAUAAUGGUGUUAAUAUAGUUUACAUGCAACAGAGUAUAGUGCAGUUUAUACAAUACAAAACGUUUGCCCUUAACUGACUUGAGACAGGAACUGUCUUUGCACAGUAGCGGAAAAAUGUCAAACUGGUGAAACACUAUAUAAUUGGUUUAUACACAGGGCUGGGUAUGGUUUAAAAGAAUUACGAUACCAGUAACAAUACCAGUACCUGAUUACUGAUACCGAUACCAAGAGAGUACUUAAUUUGAUACCUUUUUUUCUGUAUUUCAUUCGAUUAUGUAAAUGUAAGCAUACAGUUGCGUAAAAUGCCAUUACCACUACCCAUCCACAUGGUUUUUACACAAAUACGUUUUUAUAAGUGUACACACACACACACACACACACACACACACACACACACACACACACACACACACACCAACUGUAUGGGUUGUAGCUGCUGCGGCUGUGGGCCAAUCGCAUGUUGCGAAAACCAUACAAAAAAAUCACUUUUUUUCUAGAUCCGGGUACAGAAAGGAUCAAAGGCAGGUAUCGUUUGACUGGAGACGUUUGGAUAUUACUUGGUACUGGGCUACCUUAAAGGUAUCGCGUACCGAUACCCAGCCCUCUAUACAGAAUGUACUCCAAGUGUAAAGGUCCCAUGAAAUGGUAGUCUUACUUUUUGGGGGCGUUAUUGCUUUUAUUCAAAGAUGGACUGUAGACAGUUGACAAGAAUUGAAGGGGUGACCUGCAAUGAAAGUCCUCAAAUGUAAUCACACCCAAGACAUUGUGGUCACAGUAUAUGGUAUGCCUCUUAACCACAAGGCUGCCAAGACACCUCUUUGUAUUCCCCUUUGAAAGAGGUUGUUGUGGGGACAUUAGACCGUAAGCUAUCAAUCUUACUGUAAACAAAGGGGCUAGUAGUUCUGGUUAUCAAACAUGCAGAAAGAUCAGAUGGCCAUAAUAGUUGGACUUUUUGAGUUCUCCUUUGGUAAUGCAUGAGGUCACCACUAAAGAUGUACUGUUUUUUUGUUAGGAAGUUCAAGUGGGCAUUUCAUGGGAUCUUAUAAUAAUUGAACGGUUGGAGAUCAGAGAUCAACAAAAGACGAAGUGUUUCACUUUUACAAACUGCUAGUGACUUUUUUGUCCUUGUGGGAGUGUGGAUUUUGUAAUCAUAGGAGUGUAAAUAAAAAAUGAAUUACUUUUGACAUAA